Botrytis byssoidea is the source of this 756-nucleotide messenger RNA. RefSeq lists its product as uncharacterized. The record is from RefSeq and is a predicted model, not a curated record. The transcript is spliced from 2 exons. NCBI's taxonomy places the organism in Eukaryota, Fungi, Ascomycota, Leotiomycetes, Helotiales, Sclerotiniaceae. Bases 1 to 756 code for a protein of 251 amino acids.
AUGUUGUUUUCUAUUUCCAGUAUUGUCGCGGGGAUGAGCUUGCUCUCACUUGCUCUAACUGCCCCCGCGGUUCCGGGUGAAGUCACUCUCGAGAAGCGAGGGUUCUCUUGUGACAGUCCUGUUGCUGGUCUCACCGCCGCAGAUUGCAAACAUAUGUCGACCAUCGGGAUGGCCGGCAUGGGAACAAAUGCGAAGGCUGCCAAUGGUGCAGUCUGGAUCGGAAGUCAGGGACCCAACACAUUUGUUUUCAAAAACAGUGCGGCUGCACCGGUCACUGUAAUCAUCUGGACACAAGCUGCGGGGGAUUAUCAAAGCUCCUUCAUGAACGCCCGAAAGCCUCAAGUCUCUUAUUCGUUGGGCGCUGGUCAAUCCGUUACAAUCUCCAUGGCAAAUGGUGUAUCCGGCGGAUGGGCUGGUCUUUAUAAUCAAAAGACUACUCUGAGCCAGUAUGGCCAAGUUUUUAAUACUUGGGGAGAAUUCACAACCGGUGCCUAUGCUACAGUAGACGUCUCUCGCGAAGUCAACAUGGGUGGAAACGCCAUGACCAUCCAAGUCGGCAGUUGCACCUCCAGUAUGUCCAAGUGUGUCUUUACUUGUAAGAGCGGGAACACAUGCGGAAAUGCAGGUACUUAUUCGUUGAUCAACUGUGCUGCUGGAAGCCAGACUGGUGCUACGUAUGGUCUUGCUAGCGGUCAGCCAUCAGGUGGUUGUCAAGGGUUCAACAAUGGUGGAAAGGUGUCUGUUACCUUCUCUUAG